This is a messenger RNA of Misgurnus anguillicaudatus (oriental weatherfish), 3663 nucleotides long. The record is from RefSeq and is a predicted model, not a curated record. NCBI's taxonomy places the organism in Eukaryota, Metazoa, Chordata, Actinopteri, Cypriniformes, Cobitidae.
UACCACAAAUAAAUAAAUAUUGAGUCCAGCAGGGACCUCGGCUUCCGUUGCGUUUCAUCCUCCUUGUUCAGCAAUUGUCCAAUACUGGACAGAGCUACGGGGUGAAGGCGAAGGCAGGAGAGAGUUUUUAGAGAUGAGGAGAACAACGCAAGCCAUUUGAAGGUUUUGGGUGACUGUACAUCCAGCGGUGUUUGUCGGAAAGCCUAAUCCUUCAUCCGGAGGAGAGAGGACGACUGCUCGAGCCGAGCAUCAUCGUAAAAACGCCUCUUUCAGGACAACGCGCAAAAACAAGGAAUACCUUUCAAGACGUAAUAUAAACAAUCUUUAAUUAUUAUAAAACUCCAGGGUUACGCUGAAAGACUCAUUUGCGGAUGAAAUAAUCGUUACGCGUCACCUAUGUGAUCCCGCAUCCCCACGAGGCGAAUAUACAGCGCUGUGAUGCGCAUGCGUUGAAUCGAUAUUUUUUACUAUAGUAAAUGCAGACAUCUUCUUAUACCUUAUUAAUCCGCAUGGUUUAGUUUUGUUUCACAUAUGUCUGCUUAAAUUUUGGGGGUGUAACUUAAAUGAAACACUUCAGAGACUUCGUCUCAGAUUGGCAUUAUCACAAUAUAUUAAUAUCGUAAAUUGUGCUCAAGAGUCUAUUUUAAACGCCUCACAAUUGAGGUUUUUGGGUGACCGCAAGUCGACAAAUCUCUUUCAUACGGAAAUACAGUUCACAGCGAGAGAAGGAAGAUGUCGGGUCAGACUUUGACGGAUCGCAUCGCCGCGGCGCAGUACAGCCUCACGGGCUCCGAGGUGUCGCGUGCUGUGUGUAAAGCGACCACGCACGAGGUGAUGGCACCCAAGAAGAAACAUCUAGAAUAUUUGAUCCAGGCAACCCAGGAGUCAAAUGUCAAUAUCCCUCAGAUGGCUGAUACUCUGUUUGAGAGAGCAGGAAAUGCCAGCUGGAUUGUGGUCUUCAAGGCUUUGGUCGCUACUCAUCAUCUGAUGGUCCAUGGCAAUGAGAGGUUCAUUCAGUACCUUGCCUCCAGGAACACUCUCUUCAAUCUUAGUAAUUUUUUGGACAAAACUGGCUCCCAUGGUUAUGACAUGUCAACGUUUAUCAGACGCUACAGCAGAUAUCUGAACGAGAAGGCUUUUGCUUAUAGACAGAUGGCUUUCGACUUUGGUCGUGUGAAGAAAGGUGCUGAUGGUGUGAUGAGAACCAUGUCACCAGACAAACUUUUAAAAGGCAUGCCAACACUGCAGAGUCAGAUCGAUGCUCUGCUGGAGUUUGACGUUCAUCCAAAAGAUCUUGUCAAUGGGGUGAUCAAUGCUGCCUUCCUGUUGCUCUUCAAGGAUCUGAUCAAGCUGUAUGCAUGCUACAAUGAUGGGAUCAUUAAUCUUUUAGAGAAAUUCUUCCAGAUGAAGAAAGGACAGUGCAAAGACGCUUUGGAAAUCUAUAAAAGGUUUUUGACACGAAUGACCAGAGUUUCAGAGUUCCUCAAAAUCGCUGAGCAAGUGGGAAUUGACAAAAACGAUAUUCCAGAACUUACUCAGGCACCUGAAAGCCUUCUGGAGUCUCUGGAGACACAUCUUAACACAUUGGAGGGGAAGAAAGUGUCACCAACAAAGAAAGGAUCUCCAACAAAUAAUGGAACGCCAGCUGGUACCCCUGCGAAAACAGCAGAACCCGUCACCGCAGCUGCAGCUCCUGAGACCACCACAGCAGAACCUGCAAAAGCAGCACCAGCUGCAUCCACCAUAAAUAGUGGUUUUAAUGAUCUGGUGGAUUUCGAUCUUCUGGCACCAAGUGCAGGAGCUACAGCCGCUCCCACAGCAUCAUGGGGAGAUUUGCUUGGUGAUGACACUCUUGCUGCUCCAGCCGCUAGCGCUGAUGCACCAGUAUCUGGAGCUGACUCUGCCUCCGCAGUUCCUGCGGCCUCCGUUGCCGGGGCUACUGAACCUGCAGCCGAUGCCAUCGCUGCCCCUGCCUCACUGCCAGUGCCUGCGCCUGCUUCCACAAUCUCAGACAUGGACCUGUUUGGAGAUGCAUUUGCCCCCUCCCCAGGCGAUGGUCCAAACGAGGGCGUGGCCCCAGCAGCUGCUGCCGAUGCAUGUGGUGGAUCUGACCCCUGGGCACCAUCAGAGGGGAGUUCGAGUGUUGCACCAGAAUUGGACCUCUUUGCCAUGAAGCCAGCAGAGAGGGAAGUCACUGUGUCCGUAUCAUCCCCUACUAGCCCCGAGCCGAGCAUUUCACCAACAGCGGCCCCCUCUGUACCUACCGUGACUACCACAUCCACAACAUCUGCAACCGCCGAACCACCGGUCGUUCCGACACUAGACCUCUUUAGUGAUAUGUUUGAUUCUAUGCCUGAUCAAAGCUCCUCCACAGAGCCCAAAGCAACAACUCCUAGCCUAGACCUGUUUGGUGCAGAUCUUCCUGCCGUCUCUCGAGGGCCUUCACCUUUGCCUGAGGCCAGUGUGACUGGUGACCUGUUGUCUGACUCGUUUGAUGCUCCGGCUGUUGCUCCUGUGGUUGCUGCAUCUGCUGCUCCAGCUGCUCCCGUCUCUCCUCCUAAAGCUGAGCCUGGACCUGUACUAGACCUCCUUGACGCAUUCGGGGACACUGCCUUGGAGUCCCAGACCGUUGCACCCGUAGCACCAUCAGGUGACCUGCUUGGGGGGUUACUUUCACCAGUUGCCCCCACAGUUACCCCAGUGCCAUCUGCAGCCCCUGCUGACCUGCUGGAGUCAGAUUUUGAUGCCUUCGGCUCUGUGCCUGUACCUGCAACACCAGCGGCAACAGACAGCACUACUGCCACUACAGCGCCAUCUGGAGGCUUUGAUGCAUCAGUGUUUGACGGAUUAGGAGAUCUUCUGAUGCCAUCCGUAACACCUCAGAGCACGGGUGGGACUCCCAUGGCUACCGCCGGUACACCAGUAACACCUGGAAUUUUACCCACCACUGGUCCCACAAUGGCACCGGCGAUGAUCCCGACAAUGGUACCUGUGCCGACUGCCCAACCACUCAAACCUAUUGGUGGAGACUUGGACUCUUCACUUGCCAGUUUGGUUGGAAAUUUGGGAAUGGGAAGCCAAAAGAAGGAAAACCAGUGGAGCGAGAAGAAGCUAACAGGUGGAGCUAACUGGACCCCUCAGGUAGCCCCCACUAGCUGGGGCACAUCCGGCGCUCAAAUUCCUGGCUCUGCUACUGGAGCUUCAGGUGCUGCUGCCCCUCCUUCUGGAGCUAUGGCACCGCCCAUGGGAGCACAGCCAGGCUUUGGCAUGCCUGCAGUAGCAGGAGUGGGAGCUCCCAUGAUGCCUCAGCCUGCAAUGAUGGGACAGCCCAUGAUGAGACCACCAUUUACUAGUCCAGGAGCACCCUUGUCUCCAGGGCCAGCUGUUCAGAGCCCCAAAAAGCCACCCACCAAGGAUCCCCUUGCAGAUCUUAACAUCAAGGAUUUCUUAUAAUCCCUCAGGUAUGAUUAAAAUUUAACCACUGAACAAGGUCUCAUUUAUUACCAUUAGUUAAAGACGGGGUGCACGAUCUCUGUAAGGUGACAUUUGAAAUCACCUAAACAAAAAGCCCCUACCCCAAAAGAAUCUGGAAUUUCUUUUGAUAGACCCGCCCCACACAUACGCAACCCAGGCAACGAUGUCGGUUAGUAGACACGCCCCUUA